Molecule: messenger RNA, 4514 nt
Organism: Clupea harengus (Atlantic herring)
Lineage: Eukaryota; Metazoa; Chordata; Actinopteri; Clupeiformes; Clupeidae
Gene: golm2
Product: golgi membrane protein 2
Source: RefSeq, a predicted model, not a curated record
UUGGUCAUUGUAACUGUCAGUUCUUAUUUUCCUGACACCUUACAUGUAGAGGAACGCUUCCGAAUUACGAUUUUUUUCCCCCCAUCUAGACGUGGAUGUUGGAAGAAGUAUUCUGCUUGAUUGGCAUGGUUGGCAUUAUUGAUUCGGUAGGCAUAUAGGCUACGUUACUCGACUUAGCUAACCAUUUCAUAAUGUCGUGUGCAGACCUUGGCGAGCGUUUAUGAGGUGAUAAGCUUGCAAUGAUAGCGUGAUAUGUAACUGUCAGGUUAGCGGUCUGUGGAUGCAGAUCACAUAGAAGGAAGUAACGUUAACGCUAGCUGUCGAGCUGCCAUAUCUUCAGACAUACCUUUGACAUUUGUCAGGGGUAUUUUGGCUCUUAAAACAGCACAAGAAGAUAAGCUGUCAUUUAACACGCUCAUGGUUUCCCUCAAACCAAAAUCAACUUGGGUAAGCCUGGCUUUUGAAGCUGUUGUCAAUAACCAGCUAGCUAUCUAUAGCUAGCCAGCUUUACACUGGCAACUGUUGGUGGAAGGCAAGGAUCUGUGAAGCGGGCGAAACGUUGGUCAGCUUGGAACCAUCAGCCUAUGCUUCAAGGCUUGCUUUGACAGUGCGGUCAUGGUGCACUAGCAGUCAGUAUACACUCUCGGUCUGUCAGUGAGAAAGGCAGCUAUGUGUUUAAGUACAAGAAGUAGCUAGCUACACAUUAACGUUACCUAGAGGAAAGAAUUGUGUCGUGGCAUAUAUUACGUUAAGCUAGCAUGUUUGCUGUCAAGUGGUCGGUUUAGCCUUAAUUGAUAGCUAGCGAGCUAUGAAUGAUUGAAAAGCAAUAAAGUAAAUAUUCUUGUUUACUGAUGUGACGUGGUGCAUUUUUGCCACAGAAGACUUGAGUAGCACUGCUCUGACGGACACCGUAAAGUUUGGCUGUAAAAGGUGUUUGGUGUUAACAAAGCGUGUUGUGCUUAUGAUUGUAACUGGACAGUUCAUUUCCCUUGGGAAUUUGAAGUAGCUAACAUUAACGGUUGUGUUGCCAAAGGUAGGACUGUUUAAGUGCAAGCUAACGUCUGCUUUGUGCGGCUCACAUAGGCCACGUCGCUGUUGUUGCUGUUAAGCCUCAGACAGAAGUGUGGGGUUUGUGUGGAUGUUAGCAAGCUCAGUAAGAAACGUACACAUUAGGUAACAGUACCUAAUACGAUAAGUUAAUGAAAACGGAUGUUUUUUUCCAUCUUUUCCCCAAUCCAGACGGGUCUUGUUCAGUAAGCUAAAUGCUGGACAGGGACUAUGUCUUACAAUUAAGAUUGCUAGUGUGAUAGCCUAGCUUGCUUGCUAGAUAACGUCAGCCAGCCAGGCUGGCGGUCAGUACACGGUUAGUAUAUGCGAAGUAACGUUAUUUUUCCUAUUAAAAAAAGGAAAGAUAUUUAUUUAUUGAAAAAAGUACAAUAAAGGUAUGAAGAUGGUAGGGUUCAGCGCAAAUCGUCGAGGAGGCCGUCUGCCGUCCUUCAUCUUUAUCGCCUUGAUGGUGGUUAUCGUCAUCCUGUCUUUCAACUACUGGAGCGUGUCCAACAAACACGGGCGUCUGCUGGACGAGCUGGCCGAGGUACAGACUCAGGUGAAGCGGACGGACGCAGCACGGAGCCGCUUGGAGAAACGCAACUCAGAGUUGAUGGUGCAGGUUGACACGCACAGGAAACAGAUCGAGCAGAAAGAUGGAGACUUCAGCGUGAUAGAAGGGAAACUACAAGCUCGGGAAGCGCUUAUCAAGAAGUGCACCGAUGAUAAGAUGAAGCUCCAGAAUGAUGUCACUAACCAGAUGUCAGAGAUCCAGAGGCUGACAGAGCAGAUGAAGGAGCUGAGGCAGGAGUUCCUGAAGCAGGAGGACCAGCUCCGAGAGGUGAAGAAGAACAGCACCACCGUGGAGAGGAAGCUGGAGUAUGAGAGCCUGCAGUGCGGGCGGCAGAUUGCCCAGCUGAAGGACGAGUACGAGGAGAGCAAGAAGACCCUGGAGGGGCAGGCAGCAGAGCUGAGAAAGUCUCUGGAGAGCCAGCGGGUGGCCGCUGCGGUGGCGGGGGCGGGGGCAGCAGAGGGUGGCACGGAGGGACAGGCAGGGGAAGAGCGCCACACCCAGGCCACCAAGCAGAAGGACGGCACUGACCUCAAAGACGAGAUGGGAAAGCCUGGCAGCGACGCGGGCAUGCCUGGAAUCGAGGACAGUGAAGUGGGAAAAAUGGAAGAAGUGCAGUUUGGUCUGAAGAAGCCCACCAUCACCCAAAAGCAGGCCGCAGACAGCCCGCUGAAGGAGGACCGGGGAGGCAUGGGGGCAGGAGCUGGGCCUGGCGCUGGGGCCGUGGAGGGGGCUGGCGUGGGGAUCUCCCUGGACCGGCCAGACCUCCCGCCGCAGGACAGCGCCCUGGACCUGGAGCACCGUGGGGUCGUCAUGCUGGCCCAACAGCAGGCCCCACAGGCCCAGGGUGACCGGCCCAUACUGUUUGACGAGGACAACAAAGUGAGGGUGCAGGCCGACGAGAUGGGGGAGCAGAGAAGACAGCUGAGAGCUCCUGAUAUAGUGAAGGCUCAGGCUCAGGCUCCGGAGGCCAAAGCCAACCUGCCCAUUCCACCGAACCCGGCCCAGGUGCUGCCCAACCCCAUCGAGCCGCGGCACGGCAGAGACCCCGCACCCGCAGAGCAUCCCCGCCACCGGCAGAGCCGCUUCUUUGAUGAGAAUGAGUCCCCCGUAGAUCCGCAGCACGGCUCUAAGCUGGCAGACUACAACGGGGACGACGGGAACGUGGGCGAGUACGAGGCCGACAAGCAGGCCGAGCUCGCCUACAAUGAGGAAGAGGAUGGUGAUGGUGGGGAGGAAGACGUCCAAGAUGAUGAUGAACGAGAACUGCCAGGUGACAGAGGAGUGGACUACGGCAAACGCCAUCAAGCCAACGAAAUCCUGUAAACGGCUCUUGGGAUAACCGAUCAAAGCCCAGUUGGGCUGCUCGAGAAAUGGAAGAGAACGAAUCCUUGAAAUAAUGGCCUCGAGGUUCACAAGCAGCUUUUUUUUAUCUAAUGAAUUCGGGGUGCCAUCUUUAGACAUUUGAUGCGUAUCACUGGGUCGUGGACAGUGUGAAAAACAUCCCUUUCUGAUGGUGUGGAAAAUGAAAUGGGUGGGGGGGUGGAUCUUAAGAGUUUAUAAUUGAACUAUUGAAGGAGAAAUAACUUGACGUUGGUUUGCAUCAGAAAUGUGAGUAACUUAUUGCCCUUUUUACUUUGUGUUUCUUUCCCUAAAUAGGUAUGACUCCAAAGUGGUAUCGUACUGUGCAAAUGUGUGUAUAUAUGCGAACAAUAUGUACAUUGGAACAUUUUUUUUUGUUUGUUUAUGUUUUCAACAAGGUUUUUUGUUUGUUUGCUUUUGUUAUUUUUUUUUUUUUUACAUUUUUGGGGUUGUGAAGGGCAUUUUGUAUCAAGACUUUCUGCUAAAUAAGACUGCGUCAGACAAACUGAUAUGGGGAGCGCUUACAUGGACCAGAGCAUUGGAACACUCACCUGGAACAACAGACUUUGUGAAGCUUUCCGUGGUAACCAUGCUCACAAUAAGGAUUGAACAAUUCCAUUUUCUACAUUGCUCUUCUUUAGAAUCUUGUAUUAGAAGUAUGUUUCAUAUUCUGGAACUGCACUCCAAGGAGUUCUACCCAUUUCCCUGUGCCUGCUGGGAUUUAAUCGCUGAUUGCCAUGAAGGCUCAGUUGGAACUUUAUGGACUAGGAGAAGAACUCAAAGAAUGGUCCUGGAAUAACACGCCAAUCUCCUCCUCCUCCUCACUGUCUGUGUUUCGGGAGACACUCUGAGGCACACGCCUCACCUAUGACAGUUGUUGCAUGCAAAUAUAUGGCUGGCUUGGGUAUCAAGCCACUAGAAUACGUCAAACUAGCAAUACAUACACACCUACAUACAAGUCCAGUUUCGAAGGGCAGACUUUGUUUCGAGUUAACAGCAGCUGAAGCCUACACAGAUGAGCAUGGCUGUAUAUAUUUGAUAAAAUGCACCUUUUAGGUGUUUGGAGUUUUCUUCCUUGACAUGUAGAUUGUGGGGGAUACAUAUGAAUGAAAGGUUGGGUGGGUUUAGGGUAGGGUAGAGGGCAGAGAAAAUAUGAACAGAAGUAGGAGAAAGGGGUUGAUGGAAGUUGGCGAAGUGAAUGUACUCAGCUGUUGUAAGGGUUGAUUCAGUUCUAGACCUGAAGCCGUGAAGUACUUGGGUGGGUUUUUGUAGGCAAUUAAACAACUGUGCAAUGUAGUUUCUAAUGGUCAGCUAAGUAGAAUAAGACUAUGUGCUUCAUCUUUUCCACAAACUGUUAUUAGGUUACUUAAGACAAUUAAUGCCCUUAUAUCACUGUGAAGAGACUGUAAAAAAGGCUCAUUGACAUACAACAUUUAAAAAAUCUGCUUGGAGGCGAACAUGGCCUACUUCCCCAAAUCGCAUUGAAUUAUCAUCAUCGUCAUCAUCAAAACAAUAAUAAAAUAUUUCCCAUAUA